UUACUUUAAUCGGAAAGACAGACUGGCUGCGUUUAGUGCACUCGGAGAGACCUAAGUACAUGCGUACAAUCUUCCACGCCCAAAAAGAUGCUGGUCCAACUGCUGACCCUCGGCCUGGGGCUGCUGCUGGUGGGGGAAGAGCAGCUGCAGGCAUUGGCCCUGACCAUCACCAACGGGCAUUGCCAAAAGAACAUCAGCGUCAAGUAUCAGGUGCCGGUGACCAAGUCACGGAUGCCCGCCAACGCCACCUCGGAGUCGCAUGCGGAGCAGUACGUGGUCUACGAGGAGCGGAUCCGCUGGGACAACGUGCAGGUGUGCUGCCCCGGGUACCGCACCAUUUUGUUUGGAUUCUGCGAGCCCAUCUGCUUGGAGGCCUGCCCCGCCUACAGCUACUGCGUGGAGCCCAACAAGUGCCACUGCAUGCGCGGCUACGAGCACUCGCACCACCCGAACAAGCAGCAUCAGCUCAUCUGCCGGCCCAUCUGCCAGGGCGGCUGUCCGGAGCACAGCCACUGCGUGUCCCACAACGAGUGCGAGUGCCGGCCAGGCUACAAGGACGUGAGCCGUUGGUACAGCCUCAGCCUCAACUGCGAGCGAGUCCAGUGCGGCCGAGAGCAACGCUAUGACCCCGCCCGUCAUUCCUGCGUCAAAAUCGAGAUGAGCAUGGAGGAGCUGAUGCAGCGCGUGGCCGAGCGCCUGGCCCAGGGUCUGGAGUCGACCACCGAGACGCCAGCUGGAGACGACAACAAUGAGACUUAGUUUAGUUGAAUCAAGUAACUUAAGAGCAUGACAAGCUU
Messenger RNA from Drosophila subobscura, 797 nucleotides. RefSeq lists its product as uncharacterized. The transcript has a single exon. The record is from RefSeq and is a predicted model, not a curated record. The coding region runs from base 88 to 759 and encodes 223 amino acids. Lineage: Eukaryota; Metazoa; Arthropoda; Insecta; Diptera; Drosophilidae.